This is a messenger RNA of Suncus etruscus (white-toothed pygmy shrew), 1350 nucleotides long. RefSeq names its product ameloblastin (gene AMBN). NCBI's taxonomy places the organism in Eukaryota, Metazoa, Chordata, Mammalia, Eulipotyphla, Soricidae. Gene Ontology annotation, molecular function: structural constituent of tooth enamel. Gene Ontology annotation, biological process: odontogenesis of dentin-containing tooth. The coding region runs from base 1 to 1350 and encodes 449 amino acids. The transcript is spliced from 10 exons. The record is from RefSeq and is a predicted model, not a curated record.
AUGAAAGAACUGAUAUUGAUCCUGUGCCUUCUCAAAAUGAGUUCUGCAGUACCGGCAUUUCCUCAGCAAUCUGGGACACCAGGCAUGGCUAGUUUGAGCCUUGAGACAAUGAGACAAUUGGGAAGUUUGCAGGGGUUAAACUUGCUGUCUCAGUAUUCAAGAUAUGGUUUUGGAAAAUCAUUUAAUUCUUUGUGGCUACAAGGUCUCCUUCCACCACAUUCUUCAUUACCAUGGAUGAGACCAAGAGAACAUGAAACUCAACAGUAUGAAUAUGCUUUGCCUGUGCAUCCCCCAUCUCAGCCAUCUCUGCAAGAUGGCUCUCACUUGCCAGGAAAAAAACCUUACCUCCUGCCCACUGUUGCAACUGCUGUCCAGAACCCUGUCCAGAAGGGAGGGCCUCAGCCUCCGAUUUAUCAUCGACAGCCACCCUUGCAGCAGCAAGCAGAGGAACCGAUAAUGGAACAGCAGGUGGCACCAUCAGAUAUGCCACCAAAGGAAGAGAUACCAGGAAUGGACUUUGCUGAAACCCAAGGUCCAGGAAUGGAUUUCACUGUUCCACAAGAUACAGGAAUGGAUUUUGCUGUAACCCAAGAACCAGGAAUGAACUUUGCUGAGCCCAGGGGCCCAUCUCUGUUCCAAAUAGCCCGUUUGAUAUCUCGGGGGCCACUCUCACAAAAUAAGGCAGCCUCACUUUACCCAGGAAUAUUUUACAUGUCCUAUGGAGCAAAUCAAUUGAAUGCUCCUGGCAGAAUUGGUUUUAUGAGCUCCGAAGAAAUGCCGGGAGGCAGAGGAAGCCCCAUGGCCUAUGGAUCUAUGUUCUCUCGAUUGGGAGGCCUGAGACCCAAUCUUGCGGGGUUGCCAAAGCCUCAGAAUCCAGCCAAGGGCGGAGACUUUACUCUGGAAUUUGACACCCCUGUAUCUGUAACCAAAGGCCCAGAGAAGGGCGAAGGAGGUGCACAGUACCCCACUGUUGAGAAGGGAGAGGAGGAAACACAGCCGCCGACCAACCGUGAAAACAGAGCUUUCCUUCCAGAAGUAUCAUAUGGUGCCCUAGGAGGACUUCUUGCUCCCCCAAAGGACCACAUCCCCAGCCAGGCCAGGGGCCCUGCAGGGAAGAACUGGGGAUUCCCCGAAGUCACUGCAGAUGGCGUUGACCCACUGAUGACCCCUGGAUUAGCUGAUAUUUAUGAACCCUACGGUGCUGACGUGACCACACCUCUGGGUCUCCAGGGUGAGUCAACUACAGAUACCACCAUGAGCCCAGACACUGAGCAAACAGCAAUGCCAGAAAACAAGAGCCAGAAAGCCCAAAUCAUACAUCAUAAUGCAUGGCACUUCCCAGAGCCCUAA